AUGGACGACGACGACGAUAGCCAAUAUCGCUAUGUCCAGCGCGACAAGAUGUUAGAUUAUCCACCAAACACCCCGUUCUCUUACCGUCGUGCCAGGCGUCCGCCGCCGCCUGAACCGCAUCGCCCGUGUACCUGGUUCGAACUCCCAGCCGACUGGCCUCAUUGGUAUCCGGCCAUUGUACGAUGUCCGGAAGUGACGACGAAGCCGCAGUGGAAUUUCUCUACGAACUUUGGCAAACAUCCCAAUCAGCUCAUGAUGUCGGACAAGAGAACUGCCCAUCGAAUGUCUCGCUUUUCCCUUCCCCUCGAGGAGUACACCACCCAGCAGAUAUUGGCAAUGCCGCAAGAAAUCCUCUUCGAGAUCAUUGCCGACUGGCACCGUUCCCCGCUCUUGUCCUUCCAGUCGAGAACGCGGAACAACGUAUCUCGAAUCUCCCCUUACCUGGGGCUCCGCGGGCUGAGAGACCACGUGCCCAAGGUCCGCCGGGUCUUCCGCGACCGCCGCACGAGGAGCUUGGUCAUCAUUAUGGACUUCAUCGAGGGGGGAAACCUCUACGCGCUCUGGCCUCGUCUCCGCGCCGCGGAGAAGGACAGGAUAUCGAAGCAGAUCGUCGCGCUGAUAAGGACGAUGCAAACCUACACGAGCGAGCUCCCGGGCGCGCUGGGGACGUCCCGCGCGCGCGCGUUCGUGCACCCGUUGUUCCCCCCGACGGCGCCCCUGGACAUGCAGGCGUACCGGCAGCACCUCGCAUGCAUCGUCGGCUCGGCCCACGCGAGGUAUCACAUGGGCCCGGUCGCGGCCGACCUGAUGAGGGUCGACAGGCUCGUGCUAGCGAACAUGCACCUGGACGCGGGCAGCUUCCUGGUCGACGGGACGGGCAAGCUGUGCAUCGUGGGCUGGGGGAAGAGCGGCUUCUACGCGCCCGAGGCCGAGAUUGCCAUCUGCACCUACCUCAUCCCCGUCGGCUUCGCCCAGAUCAUAGCCAGGCUCGUGGAAACCUGGUCGCAUAAGCACGGGCAGAUGGUGUCGCUGCGCGCGGUGGCUAGCUGGCUCGACGAGCAAUCGGCGCUUUAG
Molecule: messenger RNA, 1074 nt
Organism: Daldinia caldariorum
Lineage: Eukaryota; Fungi; Ascomycota; Sordariomycetes; Xylariales; Hypoxylaceae
Exons: 3
Coding region: 1-1074 (357 amino acids)
Source: RefSeq, a predicted model, not a curated record